AUGGUGCACAAAGCCAACCAGGUUAUCGAUAAUGUGGACUCAAUCGUGAAGGACAAUACAAUCAGAGCGAUAGUGCGGCAACUGAUAUCGGAAAGAGUCAUGUCUGAUGCGAAUGGGGAGCUUCUCAUAACGCAGAGAAAUGAGCAGCUUAAAAUGAUACAAGGACUCGCUUGCCUAACAAGAGAUGACGUCCAGCGGCAAACUCAAGUUGCGGUCGUUUUAAGCGCUGUACAGGCAAGACAUGUGAUCGACAAGUUGUGGAAUAUGCAGGAAAAAUUGAUGACCGUUCUUACUCGGUUGAUUGGAAGUGGUGGUUAUGCAUUCGAUGCUUUCUGUUCUUCCUAUGGACUUGAAGGCACAUUGGGAGAAAUGAGCAGCAAAUUGGCGAGCCUUAAUCUUCUAUCAGAAUCUCCUUCAAACGUAUGCGGUGAUCGGAACGUGACAUUCGAUCUGACAUUCACAAUGCUGACAAGAAUAGUUUACAAAUACAGUAAUCUUUCUCUGGACGAACUGGUAACAGAUCCAAGAGGUGGCCCGGACAAUACUGCAUGUGCCUUCUACCAAUGGUCAUCGCGAUACGUAAAGCGGAUAUCUUCCCAUGGACAGGAAUCCUUUGAAAAUGACGUACCGCUAGUUCCUCCUGAACUGAAAGCAGCUUAUAAAGAAAGAGUUCUCCGUCUGAAAGAGCGUCAACUGUUCUGGGAUCCUGUCGUAUGCAAUUAUGGGCAGCUUUUACAUGAAAUGCCGAUUGUCGGAGAAGUCAUCUUGGAUUUUUUCAAAGACAGAAAACACAUCGAAGAGGAUGUUUCCCCUUCUUCUGAAGCACGCCGUCAAAUGGCUCGGUGUAUAAGAAUGGUUUUGGAGGAGUGCGUCCCGGACGAAAAAGAAGAGAAAGACAGGUGGUUGUUCACGCGAAUGGUAUGUCGAAGACAGUUGGAAGAGAUGUGUGAAUGUGAUUCUAUUAUUCCGCCUAUGACUAUUACCUUAAUGGCUAUUGCCAAAAGGUCAUUCCCAAUUUUGCACAGGAGGCAGGUACCGGAUAAGGAAAUGUUGAAGAAAGCGUGGCUGUACGCUCAGAGGCAGAACUGGGCAAGUCCCAAUGUUUUACAUCUGAUCGAUCACUGCAACAGGGCAGGAGCACACAAAUCGUGGUUUGAGUUUUAUAUGCAUCACAUGAUGAAAUUGCGAUGUCCAGAUGUGAUGAACCGUGCCAUAGAAACUAUUUGUGCGUGUCUUUUGUUAGAACCCCAAGAAACGCUCAUCACUGCGUGUGUGUUGAUGGUAGAUUUUAUGAUGGAUAAAAAAGGCCAAGUGCAGUUUGAAGUGCCUUAUGUGGUUCCGCUGGUGAAACUUCUCACCCAGGUAUUGUUGAUGUCCGUGUGGAUUAUAGAUAGAGAGUACAAGAGAGUGAAUAACUGGAGAAUCAGCGAACCAAAACAAAAAAGAGCGAGAAUGUCAGGCGAAGCACAAAGUUCACUUUAUCAGCCUAUCAGUUCUGUGUGUCAUAUAGUUCGAAUGAUUGCCAGUGCACCGGAGAGCGAAGCAAAACAACUGCUUCUGCCUUACCUAAAACACUUGUUGUUCUUCCAACUUGCUCGGCUGGAACCAGGUUCUAUAUCCUUCGAGUUGUUUUCUACGUUCUGCGAUCCCACAAAUGAGGACCAUGACCUAGAGAAGCUGAAAUUCCUUUGCUUAUUGCGAAAAUCUGGUGGACUGUAG
Molecule: messenger RNA, 1719 nt
Organism: Cooperia oncophora
Lineage: Eukaryota; Metazoa; Nematoda; Chromadorea; Rhabditida; Trichostrongylidae
Source: the annotation of a GenBank genome assembly